AUGGGAUCCUUCGACCAAUCAUAUUCGUCAUCCUCACCUCUUCUAGUGCUUCCGCCUCAACUCCCACCACAGCCUUCCUACAACAUCCCUUCAAACUCAAACCCGCCAUCAUCAUUUACUUCGCCCUUCGGCAAUGUCAAUGGCAAUGGUAGCAAUCCCCAAGCCGCGUCGUCAAUGUGGCCCGUCUCCACAUCCUCGCCCCCCAAAUCUACCAGCCUGCUCUCCAAAGCUGGGCGAAAGCGCUCACGCGACGAAGCCGCGUCCAACCUUUCGGACGACGAAUUCUUCCCCGUCCAAGCCCCGUCUCCCCAGCUGCAGCCAGAGAAUGAGGACGAGUGGGAGUAUGGCGAGGGGAUGACGUUGAUAAAGCCGAAUGGCAGAGGAUAUAUCAUCGAAGCUGGCAGCCAGACAGGUACAUGGGCCGAAGAGAAAGCCGAAGCCCUGGCGCAACCACCACCACCUACCCGGUCGUUGAGCCCAGAGAGACCCGUUCUGCGCCCGUCCAAGAGUCAAAGGCUGGGCCUGACUUCCACGCCCUCGAUCGCCGAAGAGUUCAUGCACAACGGAGCUUUGGCGACACCUCUAUCGUCGUCCCCAGAGAGAGGAAAUGGAUUCUCAGAACCUACCAUUGAUGACUUCACGCGCCAUCUGGGCAUCGGCUGGUCCCUAAUCAGCAACGAGGACCAUAUCCAGGCUGCUGCUCGCGGCUGGACCAAAUUUAUCGAAAACCACUACCCAAUUACCGAUGCGAAGAUCGCGCUCCAAAGCAGAGGCCUCUCGAGCUAUCUAGUACAGGCGAACGAAGGAUACUUCCUGUUUGGGGAGGACUUGAAGCAAGGAAGGCUCGUAAGUACUUGUUUGCAGAUGGUGUGGGCUAACCUCAGGGGUCCUACUCCGAUUUUCGACGGCGAAAUGGUGAUGGAAGCCGGCGAUACGCCCAAAUUCAACGCGACGCAGCCGAUAGUGAAUAAUGACGCGCCUACGGCCAUGAACACAGCACUGGACCAAGGUCAUGAUCUGGAAGUCGAUAUGGAUAUGAGCUAG
Venustampulla echinocandica is the source of this 1044-nucleotide messenger RNA. RefSeq lists its product as uncharacterized. The transcript has a single exon. The coding region runs from base 1 to 1044 and encodes 347 amino acids. Lineage: Eukaryota; Fungi; Ascomycota; Leotiomycetes; Helotiales; Pleuroascaceae. The record is from RefSeq and is a predicted model, not a curated record.